AUGACAGGCGACAACUCAACAUUCCAAAAAAAUCCGAACAUAUUUAUAUUGAAGAAAGCUUUAAUCAACAAAACAAUCACUAAAUUACAGUUUGAUGUUUACAUGGUUUUGUUAAAUAUUCCAGCGGGAAAAGUCACAACAUACAAGAAUAUUGCAAACAUUGUGAAAUGUAACAGCUCACGUGCUAUAGGACAAGCUUUACGUCGAAAUCCUUUUGCCCCUGAUGUCCCAUGUCAUCGUGUUGUUAAAUCAGAUCUGACUUUAGGUGGCUUCUCUGGAAGCACAGGAAAUAAAACCGUUGAAAGAAAACUCAAAAUUCUACAAAGCGAAGGUGUUGAAUUUCAGCCUCUUAAGGAUAAAAAGCUUGAAAUCUAUCACACAAAAGUUAAAGAAGAACAUAUCUGGAAACAGUCAACAUAA
Molecule: messenger RNA, 420 nt
Organism: Clunio marinus
Lineage: Eukaryota; Metazoa; Arthropoda; Insecta; Diptera; Chironomidae
Source: the annotation of a GenBank genome assembly